CCAAGUGUUGUUUUCUUAGCAACGCUUGUUUAUUUUGAUAAUAUUGUUUGUGUAUCAUUUAAUUUUGUUGCUAUCGAUUCACAGAAAAUUAUAAUUAGUAUACCUACAAGAAAGAAAUAAACCGUAGCGCAAAAUGCCACCUAAAGGAGGGAAAGGUGGUGGCAAAAAGGCCACUGCCAUCAUCAUAGAUGGGGUAGAUACAUCAGAAAUGAACCGGGAGAAGCUGGAACAAUUCACAUUGAAAGUCAAAGAAGAACUAGACAAGGAGAGAGAAGAGAGAAACUACUUCCAAUUAGAAAGAGACAAAAUACGCACGUUCUGGGAAAUAACUAGGCAACAGCUAGAGGAAGCUAAAGCUGAAUUGAGGAACAGAGAAAGAGCUACAGAAGAAGCUCAAGAAGAGAAUGAGGCUCUGCUGGAAACGGAAAAGCAGAAAAUCAAGCAUUUGAAAUAUGAGCAGCAGGCUGCUUGCGCUGCUUUGAGGGCAGAGAACUUGGUAGCAUUGAAAGCUGCGAAAGAAGAACAUCAAGAACAAGAAUUGGAACUCCUAAACGACAAGAGAGCUCUACGUCAAGAAAUGAGAGAGAAAACGUUGGCAGCCCAAGACGAGCUGAGGAGAGCAAAGUUGAUCCAUGCGGAGGAACUAUCAAAAACUAGGUCUAUAUUCGAAGAGAAAGCUCGUCAAAUCGAAGAUAAAGCAGAGAAGAAACUACAGGAGACCAAGAUAGAGUUAACAGUCAAGCAUAGAACAGAAAUAAGUGAAGUGGAGGAGAGGAAGAACAAGCAGCUGUCGGAACUGAUCGCGCAGCACGAGCGAGCCUUCUCGGAUCUGAAGAAUUAUUACAACGACAUCACUUUGAAUAACUUGGGUCUUAUAAGCAGCUUGAAACAGCAAAUGGAGGACAUGCAGAAAGCAAAAGAACGAGCCGAGAAGGUAGCAAAGGACGCUGUGGCUGAAUCGAAGAGUUUGAGGGAACCUCUAGAAGCAGCCAUCGUUGAUAAUAAAGAACUGAAGAGGCAGAUGUCCAACUAUGAUAGGGAUAAAGCUGCUUUGGCUGCGAAAACAAAGCAACUGGCGUCAUUGGAACAGCAGUUCGAAGUGCUGAAAUGGGAAUACGAGGUGCUGCAAGUCAGAUUCGACCGUAUCCUGAAGGAAAGAGACGAACUGAAAUCGAGGUUCUCUAGAGCUGUUCUAGAAGUACAACAAAGGGCGUCCUUGAAAACCGCGCUCCUUGAAGCGAAGCUGAAAAGUCUUCAAGGUCGUGACUUGAAUCCCAGGGAAAUUCAUGAACUGUUAAAAAUGAAAGACAACCAAGUAGAGGAUUUGCGGUACGAAGCUGCCCGCCUCAGGAAAGCUCACGACGAUCUUCUAGCCACUUACGAAGCCAAGUUGACCAAGCUGGGUGUUCCACUCGAAGAACUGGGAUUCAAGCCACUAAAAGCUGUCGCCGUGGCAGGUGUGUCUCCAGUGAUUGGUCAGGGUCCAGCAGGAUUGGUUGCAAAGGAUCAGAUUUAGGCACAGCGCACACCGGCUAAGUGGAGAAGAGCCGACACCGCGGCUUCUUUUUUAGGUGUCCCUACUUGAAGACUCCGCUGUCCGUCUGUCCGUCCGUCUGUUUAUCAGCAGGUUGUAUCUCGUAAACUAUAAGUAGAGAACUGCAAUUUUCACAAAAUGUGUACCAACUUUUAUUGUCGCUAUACCAACAAAUAGAAAAAAAUUAAAAUUGCCGUCUUGAAAAUCUAAAAAACUCAGUGUUAUUUGGUUCAACGAUCGCCUACACUGAAGAAACGCUAGCGUAAAAAAUCGUGGCUCUAAAAGGUCCAGAUUCGAAUUUUCCAUGUUUUUCUCUUAUUUAUCAUUAUUUUGUUAUACUUACCUUUUCAUGUAUACAAAUUAUUAUUAGAUUAAGAUUAUG
Messenger RNA from Maniola jurtina (meadow brown), 1916 nucleotides. RefSeq names its product dynein regulatory complex subunit 4 (gene Gas8). The transcript is spliced from 10 exons. The record is from RefSeq and is a predicted model, not a curated record. Lineage: Eukaryota; Metazoa; Arthropoda; Insecta; Lepidoptera; Nymphalidae. Gene Ontology annotation, cellular component: microtubule; Golgi apparatus; motile cilium. Bases 134 to 1516 code for a protein of 460 amino acids. Gene Ontology annotation, molecular function: small GTPase binding; microtubule binding. Gene Ontology annotation, biological process: cell motility.